CCAACAAUUGGAUAAUAUAUGUUACUAUCAUGUUGCAAAUUAUAACAAAGUAUGGAAAAUGAUAACAAAUAUCAAGUGAAAAAAUAUACUUCUCUUUCUUGAAGUUUUUCUGAUACUUAUCUAUAAUUCAAACUUAAAUAUGCAGCAUGUGAAAUGCGUUGUUGUCGGUGAUGGUGCCGUUGGAAAAACCUGCUUAUUGAUGGUUUACUCCAGGAAUUCUUUCGACGAAAAAUAUAUUCCAACAGUGUUUGAUAAUUAUACAGCAAAUGUAAAAGUGAAUGAUAGUUAUAUAGAGUUAGGACUAUGGGACACAUCAGGUCAAGAUGAUUACGAUCGAUUACGACCAUUAUCAUAUCCACAAACGGAUGUGUUCCUUGCCUGUUUUUCACUUGUUUAUCGAUCAAGUUUUGUUAACAUAGUUUACAAAUGGAUUCCUGAAAUUAGACACCAUUGUCCAAGCACGCCAAUUAUUUUAGUUGGCACAAAGCUCGAUGUUCGAAGAAACAAAGGACCAGAUAAUUUAAGACAUAUUGAGAAAAAUACUCAUCCAAUAACAUUCAGUGAGGGACAAUCUUUAGCAAAGCGAAUUGAUGCCGCAAAAUAUAUAGAAUGUUCUGCAAAGUCUCAGGAAGGGAUUCAAUCUGUGUUUGAGGAGGCUGCAAAGACUGGGUUACUUCCAAUUAAGCGCAAACCACAACACAGAUGUGAUGUAUUUCUUGCUUGUUUUUCAUUGGUUUAUAGAUCUAGUUUUGAUAACAUACUUCACCAAUGGAUUCCUGAAGUCAGACACCACUGCUCAAGAACACCUAUAGUGUUAGUUGGUACAAAACUUGACAUUCGACAAGAACCAGGAAAUUCGUCACAUAUUGAGAAAAACACUCGUCCAGUAUCAUUCAGUGAGGGACAAUCUUUAGCAAAACGAAUAGAUGCUGUCAGAUAUUUAGAAUGUUCUGCAAAGACUCAAGAAGGGCUUCAGUCUGUUUUUGAAGAGGCUGCAAAAGCUGUGCUAUUUCCAUCUUAUCACAAACCAAAACGAAGAUCAUGCAUUUUAUUGUGAAGUUGUGUUUACUAAUAUGAUAUGUUUUAUUUGUAUACAGUUUUACAAAUUCCUUUGGACGUUUACACUUGAUUAAAGAAAACAACAAAACAAAAUUGUACAAAUA
Molecule: messenger RNA, 1163 nt
Organism: Mytilus trossulus (common blue mussel)
Lineage: Eukaryota; Metazoa; Mollusca; Bivalvia; Mytilida; Mytilidae
Product: ras-related C3 botulinum toxin substrate 2-like
Exons: 7
Coding region: 140-1057 (305 amino acids)
Biological process (GO): small GTPase-mediated signal transduction
Molecular function (GO): GTP binding; GTPase activity
Source: RefSeq, a predicted model, not a curated record